GUUUCCGAAACCUAACUUCCUGAAACCUAACUUCCUGAAACCUAACUUCCCGAAACCUAACUUCCCGAAACCUAACUUCCCGAAACCUAACUUCCCGAAACCUAACUUCCCGAAACCUAACUUCCCGAAACCUAACUUCCCGAAACCUAACUUUCGGAAACCUAACUUCCUGAAACCGUUUCCGAAACCUAACUUCCCGAAACCUAACUUCCCGAAACCUAACUUCCUGAAACCUAACUUUCGGAAACCUAACUUACGGAAACCUAACUUCCUGAAAGCGUUUCCGAAACCUAACUUCCUGAAACCUAACUUCCCGAAACCUAACUUCCCGAAACCUAACUUCCCGAAACCUAACUUCCCGAAACCUAACUUUCGGAAACCUAACUUCCCGAAACCUAACUUUCGGAAACCUAACUUCCCGAAACCUAAGUUCCUGAAACCG
Molecule: messenger RNA, 442 nt
Organism: Brenthis ino (lesser marbled fritillary)
Lineage: Eukaryota; Metazoa; Arthropoda; Insecta; Lepidoptera; Nymphalidae
Source: the annotation of a GenBank genome assembly